GCGCACACUCCAAAAAUCCCAUCACUGCCCAUCACUGCUCCAACAAAGUUGUGCCAAAGUUGUCAACAGAGUACCGAACGGUAUAUGAACGGUACUGUGCAAUCAUUUUUACGAUAAAAGUAUUUUAAGUAAUUGCAAAAUGUCAGAUGGAGAAGAUGAUUUUAUGUGUGAAGAAGAGGAAGACUAUGGUCUUGAAUAUUCUGAGGAUUCAAACUCAGAGCCUGAUGUUGACUUAGAAAAUCAAUAUUACAAUAGUAAAGCCUUGAAGGAAGAUGAUCCAAAGGCAGCACUACAAAGUUUUCAAAAGGUUUUAGAUUUGGAAGGAGGAGAAAAGGGUGAAUGGGGCUUUAAAGCUUUGAAACAAAUGAUAAAAAUCAAUUUUAAAUUGGGCAAUUAUAAAGAAAUGAUGACUAGAUAUAAACAAUUAUUAACAUAUAUUAAAAGUGCAGUUACAAGAAAUCAUUCAGAAAAAUCUAUUAAUUCCAUAUUAGAUUAUAUCAGUACCUCAAAAAACAUGGAAUUAUUACAAGAUUUUUAUGAAACUACCUUAGAUGCAUUGAAAGAUGCUAAAAACGAUAGACUAUGGUUUAAAACUAACACAAAGUUGGGAAAAUUAUACUUUGAUCGUUCUGAUUUCAAUAAAUUAGCAAAAAUACUAAAGCAACUUCAUCAAAGUUGUCAGACUGAUGAUGGGGAAGAUGACUUGAAGAAAGGAACGCAACUCUUGGAGAUAUAUGCAUUAGAAAUACAAAUGUAUACUGCACAGAAAAAUAAUAAAAAAUUAAAGACUUUAUAUGAACAAAGCUUACACAUUAAAAGUGCUAUACCACAUCCAUUAAUAAUGGGAGUCAUUAGAGAAUGUGGUGGGAAAAUGCAUUUGAGAGAAGGAGAAUUUGAAAGAGCACACACUGAUUUCUUUGAGGCUUUUAAAAAUUAUGAUGAAUCUGGUUCACCGAGGCGUACCACGUGCUUGAAAUAUUUAGUCUUAGCAAACAUGCUGAUGAAAUCUGGUAUCAAUCCAUUUGAUUCUCAAGAGGCAAAGCCAUAUAAAAAUGAUCCAGAGAUCUUAGCCAUGACGAACUUAGUGGUCAGCUAUCAAAAUAACGAUAUUAAUCAAUUCGAAUUAAUUUUAAAGCAAAAUAGGAAUAAUAUAAUGGAUGAUCCUUUCAUAAGAGAACAUAUUGAAGAUUUACUACGUAAUAUACGCACACAGGUUUUGAUAAAACUAAUUAAGCCCUACACUAGAAUCUAUAUUCCUUUCAUAAGCAAAGAAUUAAACAUUGAUGUCUCAGAAGUUGAAAGUCUUUUAGUAUCUUGUAUUUUGGAUAGCACUAUUCGUGGUCGAAUCGAUCAGGUGAACCAGGUACUUGAGUUGGAUAAGAAAUCUGUAUGCGCAGCACGUUAUAAUGCUCUUGAUAAGUGGACGAGUCAAUUGCACUCUUUACACUUAGCAAUAGUAAACAAAAUGUCGUAAAGAGCAUAUUGCGCGCGAAUCCAAAAUUAUAUUUUAUAUUGCACGAUAUGAUACAGGGUCAUUUCUUUAAGUCGUAAUCCACUUAUGGAUGAGAUUUGUGAAUAAAUCAAUCAUCCUAUUCGUUUACGAAUCUUCUUGCACAAACGGGUUACGACUUGAACGAUUUUAACAGAACUACCCUGCGUAUUAUGAUUGUCGGUCUCUAAAAAUAAAACCUGUUGUGAUAUAUAAUAAAGUUAGAAUUUUAAUAAAAAUUGCUCACUGUA
Molecule: messenger RNA, 1740 nt
Organism: Ceratina calcarata
Lineage: Eukaryota; Metazoa; Arthropoda; Insecta; Hymenoptera; Apidae
Gene: alien
Product: COP9 signalosome complex subunit 2 alien
Exons: 9
Coding region: 140-1474 (444 amino acids)
Source: RefSeq, a predicted model, not a curated record